This is a messenger RNA of Sphenostylis stenocarpa, 900 nucleotides long. The record is from the annotation of a GenBank genome assembly. NCBI's taxonomy places the organism in Eukaryota, Viridiplantae, Streptophyta, Magnoliopsida, Fabales, Fabaceae.
AUGGGGAUAGUUUCAUCCCAAUUGUCCUCUAACUUUUAUUCCACAACGUGUCCUAAUGCACUUUCAACCAUUAAGAGUGGAGUUGAUUCUGCAGUGAGCAAUGAAGCUCGCAUGGGGGCAUCCCUCCUACGUCUCCAUUUCCAUGAUUGCUUUGUUCAAGGAUGUGAUGCAUCAGUGCUAUUGAAUGAUACAUCAAGUUUCACAGGUGAACAAACGGCUCGACCCAACGUGAAUUCCUUAAGGGGUUUUGGUGUAAUAGACGACAUUAAGUCUCAACUGGAGAGCUUGUGCCCUGGUGUUGUUUCUUGUGCCGAUAUUCUCGCUGUAGCAGCAAGAGACUCAGUCGUUGCUCUUGGUGGACAAAGUUGGACAGUGCAAUUGGGCAGAAGAGACUCAACCACAGCAAGUUUAAGUUCUGCAAACUCUGACUUACCUGGUUUUGCUUCCACUCUACAACAACUUGUCGAUGCUUUCUCCAGAAAAGAUUUCACCACAGAAGAAAUGGUUGCCCUGUCAGGAAGUCACACAAUUGGGCAAGCUAGUUGUUCGACCUUCAGAGCAAGGAUUUACAACGACACCAACAUAGAUUCCUCUUUUGCAACAUCGUUGCGAGCAAAUUGUCCUAGCGUAGGUGGUGACCGAAAUUUGGCCCCUCUUGACACCACCCCAACCACCUUUGACAAUACUUAUUUCCAGAAUUUGCAGAGCCAAAAGGGUCUCUUGCACUCAGAUCAAGAGCUUUUCAAUGGAGGAUCCACUGAUUCUCAAGUAAAUGGUUAUGUCAGCAACCCUUCGAGUUUUCAAACUGAUUUUGCCAAUGCAAUGGUGAAAAUGGGGAACCUUGGUCCACUCACUGGGUCUACUGGCGAGAUCAGAACCGACUGUUGGAAGACCAAUUAA